GGCGGCGAGCAGCCUGGGUUAUCUGAGCUGCUCGGUCUUGGGUGGCUGCGCCCAGAUCUGCGGGUGGCGGCGGCAAAAAACGAGACGGGUUGUCGGGCGGCGGAGGAGCGCGGAAGUCAGACCCAGGCCCAGGAGGCGGCAGCGGGGAGCACAGCAUGGAAGGGCGCGCGGGUCCGGCAGGUGGAUUAAGCUGACGGGGCUCAGGAAGAUCCAGGAAGGAGGGCAAAUGCCGGGAUCCCAGAGAAUUCAGCCCAAGGAGUGGGAGGCUCAGAACCUUGUCGGCUGAGCCUGGUCCGAGCCCCGAAAACCUGUCCCCAUCCCUGGCCACCUGAGAGUCCAGGAAUCAAGUCUCCGGCUCUCCUGUCUUCCAUUGGGUCCCACCGAGGCAGGUGGGUGCUCGCCGGAGGUCUCCAGCUCCAUUCUAAACCAAGCGCACUGGACUGGCCAGAUCGAGUGGGCUAGGGAUCGAGGGAGGCCAUGCGCGCAGCCGCGCGUGGGACAAGAGAGGAAAAACUGCUGGUCCUGAAGUUGAGUUUGCGAGGCGACACGGCGGCGGCGGCCGCGCUGCUCCCUCUCCUCUGCCUCCCCAUGGAUAUGCACUGCAAAGCAGACCCCUUCUCCGCGAUGCACCCAGGGCACGGGGGUGUGAACCAGCUCGGGGGGGUGUUUGUGAACGGCCGGCCCCUACCCGACGUGGUGAGGCAGCGCAUCGUGGAGCUGGCCCACCAGGGUGUGCGGCCCUGUGACAUCUCCCGGCAGCUGCGGGUCAGCCACGGCUGUGUCAGCAAAAUCCUGGGCAGGUACUACGAGACUGGCAGCAUCAAGCCUGGUGUGAUCGGCGGCUCCAAGCCAAAAGUGGCGACACCCAAAGUGGUGGACAAGAUUGCUGAAUACAAGAGACAGAACCCAACUAUGUUUGCAUGGGAGAUCCGAGACCGGCUCCUGGCCGAGGGCAUCUGCGACAAUGACACAGUGCCCAGCGUCUCUUCCAUCAACAGAAUCAUCCGGACCAAAGUUCAGCAGCCUUUCCACCCAACGCCGGAUGGGGCUGGGACAGGAGUGACUGCCCCCGGCCACACCAUCGUUCCCAGCACGGCCUCCCCUCCUGUCUCCAGCGCCUCCAAUGACCCAGUGGGGUCCUACUCCAUCAAUGGGAUCCUGGGGAUUCCUCGCUCCAAUGGCGAGAAGAGGAAACGUGAUGAAGAUGUGUCUGAGGGCUCAGUUCCCAAUGGAGACUCCCAGAGUGGCGUGGACAGUUUGCGGAAGCACUUGCGAGCUGACACCUUCACCCAGCAGCAGCUGGAAGCUUUGGAUCGGGUCUUUGAGCGUCCUUCCUACCCUGACGUCUUCCAGGCAUCAGAGCACAUCAAGUCAGAACAGGGGAAUGAGUACUCCCUCCCAGCCCUGACCCCUGGGCUUGAUGAAGUCAAGUCGAGUCUAUCUGCAUCCACCAACCCCGAGCUGGGCAGCAACGUGUCAGGCACGCAGACAUACCCUGUUGUGACCGGUCGUGACAUGGCGAGCACCACUCUGCCUGGUUACCCCCCUCACGUGCCCCCCACUGGCCAGGGAAGCUACCCCACCUCCACCCUGGCAGGAAUGGUGCCUGGGAGCGAGUUCUCCGGCAACCCAUACAGCCACCCCCAGUACACGGCCUACAACGAGGCUUGGAGAUUCAGCAACCCCGCCUUACUAAGUUCCCCUUAUUAUUAUAGUGCCGCCCCCCGGGGCUCCGCCCCUGCCGCUGCUGCCGCUGCCUAUGACCGCCACUAGUUACCGCGGGGACCACAUCAAGCUUCAGGCCGACAGCUUCGGCCUCCACAUCGUCCCCGUCUGACCGCCCACCCCGGAGGGAGGACCGACGCGACGCGAUGCCUCCCGGCCACCACCCCAACCCCAUCCCCGUCCCAGGACCCGCGCAACCCUUCACCUCACCCCGUCGAAGGCCCGACAGAACGGGCGGAGCCGCGGGCGGGACCCUCAGGCCCGGGCCCGCCGCCCCCAACCUCGCCCGCCAACCCUCCCCGCCUGCCGGGACUGCGCGGCGCCGCCAGGAGGGCCGGGCCCAGCUCGCCCCGGCCUCCCUGGCGCUGGCCCCGGCCUCCCUGGCGCUGGCCCCGGCGCCGCCAGCCACCCCGCGGACUCGGGCCGGCCUCAGGCGCCCGCGCCGAAUACGUUUCUGUGACACACAAUCAGCGCGGACUGCAGCGCGGCCCAGCCCCGGAGCAGCCCGUCUUGGACGCUCGCUCGGGCGCCGGGAGGCUUCGCUGGAAGGGCUGGGCAAAGGAAAUUAAGAACAAAACGACUUUCUGCAGAAGAAGGAAGAGCCCCUUGUCGAACCCUUGGGAAAAAAUGCCCUACCCCGUGCGCCAGCCAUUCUGCCCCACCCCCCGCCUUCUGGGUGUGCCCUGCCUCGGAAGGUGGAAUGGAGGCGUGGGGGUCGGGCUCUAGGAACGGGCUUUGAGGGCGUCAGGUCUUUCCAAGGUUGGGAUCCAAGGAGAGCAGGCCCCAGCAGCCCGCACCGGCCGAGCCGACUCCUGGCUCUUCCCUGCUCCACCAGGACUGCCUCGUUCCCCAGGGCCCAGGCACCGCCUGGCACGUGACCUGACUCUAAGUCCUGCCUCGCCCAUACCUCAGCGUCUCCUCCACCUGCUGGCCUCCCAGAUUGCCCUCCUGCCCGUCCUUUGCCCAUCCCGCAACGCCCUGCAUUCCUCCCCCUAACUCGCCGCCCCCUCGGACGCUCUCCCGGGCCGCCGCAGGACCAGUUUCCGUAGGCCGCGGUCUUACCCCAGCAGAUACUUGAUGCCCCCGCCCCCGCCCCCGACACAGACUCUCGAUCUGCCAGUGGUGGGAGCCGCUUCUGAGCUGGCAUCCGAGCUGCCGCAGGGUGGAAGUGAGAGGCUGCCCACUCCCCCACCUCCAGCCUCCUCCUCCGGCAGGAACUGAACGACGGAACCGCAAAAAGUCUACAUUUAUUUAAUAUGAUGGUCUUUGCAAAAAGGAACCAAACAACACGAAAUCCCCACAGGCUGCUGCUUCGUAGAAAGACGGUGUGUGUCGCGUGAAGGCGAACUCCUGUGUAUAUAACCCCUCCCCCCGCCGGUCCCGCCCCGCCCUGUAGAGCCCCGGCCGCCCGCGCCCCGCCUGUAGAUGCGCCCGCUGUCUGCGCUGUGAGAGUCGCCGCUCGCUGGGGGGAGGGGGGACAGCUACACUCCCACUAAAGCACAGCACGUCCCGGGGGAGGGGGGCAUUUUUUAUGUUACAAAAAAUUACGAAAGAAAAGAAAUCUCUAUGCAAAGUGACGAACAUGGUCCUGUGGACUCCUCUCGCCUGUUUUGUUGGCUACUUCUCUGUACUCCCGUGUUUUCGCUCCUUCCUCGCGGCUUCUCUCCCCUCUUCAUUUCUCUCCUGUCUGCUGCUCUCGCCCUCUGUCUCUGUCUCUCUCCUCUGUCUCUCUAGUCUGUCUCCGCUCCUCCCCCUGCCUCUCUGCCCAGCCCUGCCCGGCCGCGCAGUCCUCGCAGGCUAGAUCGGAGGUGGCGCUCCGGCCCCGGCUCGCCCCCUCGCGGCCACCCGCCCCGCCCCGUAGUUGCUCUCUCGGUAGCGGCGAUGCGCCCUGCAUGUCUCCUCACCCGUGGAUCGUGACGACUCGAAAUAACAGAAACAAAGUCAAUAAAAGUGGAAAUAAAUAAAUAAAAAUCCUUGAACAAAUCC
Microcebus murinus (gray mouse lemur) is the source of this 3711-nucleotide messenger RNA. NCBI's taxonomy places the organism in Eukaryota, Metazoa, Chordata, Mammalia, Primates, Cheirogaleidae. The record is from RefSeq and is a predicted model, not a curated record.